This is a messenger RNA of Adineta ricciae, 699 nucleotides long. The record is from the annotation of a GenBank genome assembly. Lineage: Eukaryota; Metazoa; Rotifera; Eurotatoria; Adinetida; Adinetidae.
AUGGCAAGAAUUGGACCGUUGAUUUGGUUUUGGUCUCUAAUUAUUCUACCAUUCACUGCAAUUCUCACAUUUAUCACAACUUUGAUCGUAUGCAUCAAUGUUCCAAAUAAUGCACCAAAAGGCGAAAAAUAUCCUCAAAUCUCUCAACUUGGAACAGGAGAAGCGUAUUAUUAUUUCGUUGGUGGAUUUACACUCUUAGCACCUCAAUUCUUGAUUAUUACCAUCGGCAGACUCCAAUUUCUCUUCCAAUCACAAUAUCUUAUUCAUCGAGCCAUCGUAUUCGUCGUCCACUCUCUGGCAUUACUCGCCUGUAUCUUCAUGCUUCUCAUGGCAGCUUUUAGUAUAGAAAGUUACGUUACAAUACAUCUAACAGGCGCAUUCGGAAUGUUUGGUCUUAUUUCUUUGUAUUGUUUUUUUCAAACAAUGCUUGUUUUAUAUCUAUUUAUUCAACGAUCGAAUGCUCCACAACACUCGAAUGUGAUUUGGCCAAUCUGGUUUUUCAUCUGCAGCUUGAUACUUAUUGCCGCGUUUGCUUAUUGGUUAAUAAGCAAAGAAGGAAUUCCGGAGUAUAUUGCUGCGGCGUCACCGUUUCUUUAUCUUCUUGGCUUCGUACCACAGUUUUGGAUGCAAGCAAGGGCAAAAAAACGCGAUUCUCUUCUGCCAGAAAUAAUGAGAUAUAACAGUGAAACAGAUGUUUAA